Paramuricea clavata is the source of this 26830-nucleotide messenger RNA. NCBI's taxonomy places the organism in Eukaryota, Metazoa, Cnidaria, Anthozoa, Malacalcyonacea, Plexauridae. The record is from the annotation of a GenBank genome assembly.
ACUUGUGAUCGCAUUUCAUUUUCUCCUAACCUCUUUAUUUAUCAAACACAAAGACUUUACUUCCUUCCAUCGUGAGCUAGCAACUAUAAGCGUACGUCGAAAAAUUAUAAACUUUCCAGAGUUUGCCAGAAUAAUGUACAAUAAUUUCAAAAUAAAAAGAUGACAACAGCUGCAAGAUUACGGGUCAUUCGCGCAGGUAUGUUCUUGCAUUUCUAUUUUAAAAAUCGGCAAUUAUGAAGCAUAUUUAAUGCCGUGUAAAAUCAAGGAGACAAGCGACUACAAAAGCGUCGCAUUAUUUACUUGAUCAGAUAAGUAACACAGGAAAAUUCGGUCAAGAUGUUGACUUUUGAACGUGGUUUAUUGACCGUAUUAAAACAGGUUGUUCGGCAUUAAAAACUGGCCGAACAAAUCGAUUAAAGAUCAAUGCCUUGCCUAUAUUUGUUUGGGUUUCGGCAUGGACAAUUACUCUUAAAAUAUUUUAUUGUUUUGGAAUGUUUUUGAAUGUUGCUAUUAUAUUAUAUGUCACAAUUAUAUUAUUUAAACCGUUUAUAUGUUUUGAGAGUAUUAAUCUGUUCUUCAUUUGUGACAUGGAAUGUAUUUUUCGAUAGCAACUGUUGACAUAUUAUAGCCUAUAUUUUUGCGGCAUACAUUUGGUUUAUUAUAAAUAUUAUAAACAAACAUAUUUUUUAUACAACUCUGUAUGAUUUUCUAAACUCCGCAUUUGCUGUGUUGUGACAGAAUUUUUUAUGGUUUAAAGUUUAAAAUCUGAAGUAUUUUGACAUUUGAUUGUCUAUAAAGGAAGUCAUAUUUAUUUAUAUCGUAAAAGCAUUUAAACUUAAAAGCCUAUUAUAUUAAAUUGUCAUUUUGAUAAUGCAUUGAAUUUCCUCUUGUUAAUAUUAAAUAUGCCAAAAGAGAUUUCCUAUUAAAUAUUAAUUUUUCCAUGUAAACUUAUUAAGCUACAAUACAUCCUAAUGUUUCCAUUUCAUCUUUUGGGACAAUCUGAGAAAAAUGUACGGAAUGAUAUAAUUAUACGUAUCUCAAAUCAAUUGUGUGAUAGCACACAGUCAAGUAAAAAUUGUCUGCUGUUAGACAGAGUAGCAUAACCAAGCCGCAAUGUGCCAAUUGCUGUUGAAAAUUGUGAGAACUGCAAAUGACAUGUGAUAAAUGAUAAUGCUGCUGGAAAUGAUAUUAUCAAUGAGAAUUUUUGUUGAUGAGGAUUUUAAAUUUGAUUCUUCUAAGGGCUUUGUUGCCACAAUAAUUAUGAACAGCGGGGUAUUUUUAAAAGAGAAACUGAAUUUAACUUUGAGUUAUUUUUUCUUUAUUAUUCUGAAUGCAUUCUAAAACGUGACUAUGUGACAAAUGAUAGUGCUCUAACAUUGUUAGUCUAAGUAAUUUUAGAACAAUGUCCAAAAGCUAUAAAUGCAAUGUACAUCAUGUUCUGUUUUUGAAAUAUUGAGAAAGACAAAACUACCAAAAUAUUGCUGUUGGUCUGCCAUCGAAAUGUAAAAUAUCAACAGCAGUUUUUGCAGAUGAGGAUUAACCCAUUAAGCUGCAGAGCUUCCCCAUUGACAAGUAAAAUCGUCUGGUGUUAGACAAGCAGAAAAAUAAGUAGGGCGCACUGGGGCACAUUGCGGCUCAGUGGGAACAACUAACAGAUUUUUUGGUUAUACCCAUUAAGCUGCAGAGCUUUCCCAUUGACAGCUUUGUUGCUUUUUCUGACGGCUUUGUUGCUACAGUAAUUAUGAACAGCUGGGUAUUUUUAAAAGAGAAACUGAAUUUAAUUUUGAGUUGUUUUUCUUUAUUAUUCUGAAUGCAUUCUAAAACAUGACUAUGUGACAAAUGAUAGUGCUCUAACAUUGUUAGUCUAAGUAAUUUUAGAACAAUGUCCAAAAGCUAUAAAUGUACUGUACAUCAUGUUCUGUUUUUGAAGUAUUGAGAAAGACAAAAUUACCAAAAAAUUGCUGUUGGUCCGCCAUCAAAAUGUAAAAUAUCAACAGCAGUUUUUUUAACCCAUUAAGCUGCAGAGCUUUCCCAUUGACGAGUAAAAUCGCCUGGUGUUAGACAAGCAAAAAAAUAAAUAGGGCGCACGGGGGUGCAUUGUGGCUCAAUGGGCUAACCCAUUAAGCUGCAGAGCUUCCUCAUUGAUGAGUAAAAUCAUCUGGCAUUAGACAAGUAAAAAAAUAAGUAGGGCGCACUGGGGUACAUCGCAGCUCAAUGGGUUAAUCAAAAUUGUAAGGACUGCAAUGGAGUGCCUUGCAACUUGGAUCAGUGUUCACUUGAAUUUGAAUUUAUUGAAUUAGUUAUCAGCUUUACAGUGACAACAGGAGAAAGAAACAGGGCAAAGCCCCAAUUGACAUCAAACCCCUGACGGCUAAAAAACAUGAUAAAAUAUUAAUAAUAAAAUUAGUGGUACAGGUAUUGCAGUUAUGCAGUACAUCCUAUAACUAUUACUUUUUAUUCCGAGCCACUCAAAUAUUUUUGAAAACAAUUUCCCGAUAAAUCCGAGAACAAACAUUCCUGAAAAUUUUGACAUGAAAACAUGAUACAGUUUUUGGGAUGAGAGAAAGGGUGUUACUAAUUAAGGGGAGGGGUAAUGUGUGGGGGUACCAAUCCUGAAACAUGAGAAAUAUAAUAUCCAGUGACCUUAAAACAUUAAAAAUAAAAGGUUUAGCGCUUAGGCCAUAUAAAAUAAAUUCCUUGAUUCUCAUCACCGCCCGACAAUAUUUUGGUUUCCGCGUUGAUAUAUUUUUGUAUUUUGUUAUAAAAUAUAAAUUUACCGCCCGACCGAGCAUCAUCAGAGAUUUAGUUAAUUUUAUAUUUUAUAUUGGAAUUUUUGCGAUAUAAAAGUGUUUUAUCAUAUUGCAACAUGUUCAGGGAUGCUUGGAAUACUGAAGGAAAAAAUGGGCUUAUAGCCUUAUUACAACGAUUUGUGUGGACCCUUAUGCACUGUUCAUUAGUGCAUGUGCAAUAAUCCACUUAUAUUAGCGUUCUUCUAUAAUAUAUUUAAGGGCAAAUAUAAAAAGAUGUCCCUCUCCAAUUUUUUAAAUUUUAAACUUUUUUUUAUAUUUUGACAUAAAAUAUAAAAUAUAAACCUCCCGCCUCUUGGGACUUUUUAAAAUUUAGCGAUGAAAAUCAAGGAAUUUAUUUUAUAUGGCCUUAUGUAAAAUAACAAAUUUAUUAGGAACCUGAAAUACGUACUGUAAAAGGAGCAUUAAAAUGUAAGCAACAACCAUAGUAAGCAAAGGCAAAUAACAGUCCGUACUGGGUGUGGGUUACAUUUGCAUUCAUGAUUUAUGAAAUUUGAAACCUGCAUUUCCCAAUCAAAACAUAGCUAAAAUCAAGACACAAAUGAUGGAAGAUAUUGUCCAGAAAGUCUUCAAAUACUGCUAAAAAUGGAUAUUAUAUAUGCUAAUACAGUACAUGCCAUCCAUGACAGGAUUAAAAAAUGUUUAAAUUAACCCAUUAAGCGCCAGCGCUCUCCUCUUGACGAGUAAAAUCGUCUGGCGUUAGACAGAGUAAAACACUAAAGUAGGGUGCGUCAGGGUGCAAUGCGACUCAAUGGGUUAAAAAAAGAUGACUGAACGAAGAACAAAUUAUGAAAUUACCCCAACACAGAGCAGAAAAAUACCCUAUUAAUUACCCCCUUUAUUAAUGUGUUACCAUUUUUUUGUUCUCAAUUAUAGUGACCCUACUGUUGCUGUUAGCAAGAGAGUCUGUAUCGAUAUUGUUUAACAAGACUUCAUACAUUGAAACAAAGCCUUUAGACAUUACAAAACGAUUUACUCUAUCGUUCAGAACUUGUGAGGGCGGUAGCCUUCUACGACAAAUUGGGAAUAAUGGUUACUUUGAACUUGCAGUUUUGCCUGGAGUAGUGGACUAUGGAACAAAUCGAUUCACUGAAAGCUCAUUAGCGUUAAGAUGGAGAACAGCUGGUAGUCUUAACUUGACAGUUUUAAAUGUUGGCAACAAGUCGGAUCAAAAUAUACCAUAUCAUGUAGUGUUUACACCUAGAACUGCCAGUCUGAAUGCAACGUUGUCUGUCAGUCUUGGUAGUAAGGUAUAUGUAGUUGACGUUCCUCAUACAAUAUAUAAUGUUGUUGGCAAAAAUUUGACCCUAGGGCAAGGGUUUAUUGGUUGUAUUACAUUUGGAGACAAAUUUGAUGUUGUAAAUGCAACAAAACGAGUUGGGACAUCAAAAGAUUGCCCUUUGGAUGGCGGGGAAAGAUGCAAUCGCAAAGGUAAGACGGCUGAAUAUGACACGUAUUAAAGGCUGGAUUUUGAUGGAAAUAGUGGGGGAGGUGCGGUGGUUUAGCUCACGACCCCCAUGGAAAGUUAGGGCUUAGAACGGGUCAAAGUCACAUAGUGUACAUUAUAACUGUACAACUCAACCAAUUUUACCCUUUAUUUAAUACAAUUACUACAAAGUUUCUUUCAAAACAUUGCAUUGAAAAAGGGUACUUGACACAGAGAUAAUUGGCUAUCACUGUUUCAAUUUGACAGAAAAAAAAAACUUUCUUACGAAGUGUUGACUCUAAGCAACCAAAAAUGUCAAAUUUUCACUUUGAUUUAUCAUUGCAACUUUCCCAAGGGGAGGUAGGUGCAUGACUUUUCAGAGGAGGUGCAAAAAUUCUAAGGGGAGGUGCAAAACAAUCUCGGGGGAGGUACGCAUUCCCCCACACCUCCCCUCAAAAUCAGGCCAUGAUAUACAUGUUUGUUGUUCUGUUACUUUUUACAAUUUAUCUUUUGUCUAUAAAGAUAUGUGCAGUGACUGGAUAUUUGCUGUAGCUAGCAGUCAGUACAAUAGAUUCGCUUGUUAAAGUGCAGUACUGUAUGUUUGAAAAUAGGACUGUAGAUAUAACAACCUCGACAUGUUUACGUAUCUAACCUUGAUAUUUAAAGCAUUCUGAGUAUUUUCUCAUCAGCUCACAAAUCAAUUAAACUAUUUCAAGAAAUAAACACGUUCUAACACUAGAAGUUUUACUAAAUACAUCUCUAUUCAAAAAGCUGAAAACGCAUCGCUAAACAAAUAAUAAUAUACAGUAUGGUCAAGUACAUUUUUAUUAGGGUGGCGCUGGACUUCUUUAGUGGAUGCUAGCCAUCACUAGGUUGGGUGUCCCCCCCCUGCACGCUCACAGUAAAUCUGCCCCUGCAAUUUGUAAUUGUGCAUGUUAUAAAUAGACAAUUCCCAUUACAGAUUAAUUUUAUAACUAGGCAAGGAGAUGCAAAUAAAUCACCACAGCUGGAAAGAGCAUACUAAAAUGAGUAAAACCGCAAAGUUUGGUUUCGAAAUGUUGUAAAAAGCAGAAAAUAUAGCCUUGCAAAGUUCGCAAAUUUUGUAUACUUUUGUAUUGCGUGCGGAAAUUGCUACCACAUUUGGGCCGAAAUGGUUAGCAAUUUCCGCACGCAAUAUACAAAAGUAUACAAAAUUUGCAAACUUUGCAAUGCUACUGUAUAUUUUCCGCAUUUUAUACCAUUUCGCAACCAAACUUUGCAAUUUUACUCAUUUUACUAUGCUCUUUCUAGCUAUGGUGCAUGAUUUAUUUGCAUCUCCUUGCUUAGUUUUAAAAUUAGUCUAUAAUGGGAAUUGUCAAUUACACACAAAUACAGUAUGUUGUAAUGUACAUGUAUCUCUCUUUGCAGCAUGUCCUGACGGCUAUAAAGGAUACUAUUGUGAAAUUAAUAUUGACGAUUGUGCUUCGUCGCCUUGCCACCACGCCUCAAGAUGUUUAGACGGGAUAGCAAAUUACACGUGUCAGUGUGGUCCAGCAUGGUCGGGCAGAAAUUGUGACGAACUGAAAAACGAAACAUUGUGCGAUGAUAAUCCAUGUUUACACAACGGCAUUUGUAGCCUUGUAUCGAAUUUUAAUAAUUAUACAUGUACUUGCCGUGUCCCUUAUACCGGUCGGAAUUGUAACGAGACUCUGAAUCCUUGUGGAAGUAUGCCGUGCCAAAAUAACGCAACGUGUACAAAUGUGAGAGACACUGAUUUUUAUUGCAAAUGCCCCAAAGGUAAGUUUAAUGUUAAGUUUAAUUUUGUCGAGUUUUGUGGAAACCAAAAAGCAUGUGAAAUUGUGACACAUCUGCAUGUCUGCAGAUUAAUUGUGCACACACAAAAAUCUCACAUCUUGUAACAAGUUAAUCAACAAGCCGUCAACAAGUUGUCUUCGCAUGUCACAAGUUGUCAACAAGUUUGGAACAAGCUGUUAACAGGCUUGUUACAAGGUUGUUCCAACAAGUCCGAUACAGUCAUGAUAUAACAGACAGUAUUGUUACAACCUUGUGUCGUCAACCUUGUAACAUUCUUGUUUAUCAUGACUGUGUCACACUUUUUUUUCUGUGUUAGUGCAAUGCACUCAGGUGAAUAUGAUGCUUGUGAUGAUACUCUGAGUGUAUAUCCACACUGGGAAGGCUUGAAAAAUAUGCUUGCAUGGCCACGGUGGGAAACGACCUUUAGAACAACCUUGUGACAAGUCUGAUAAUGCCAUCAAGCUUGUUGCAAGUUGUUGACAGCUUGAUCCAAACUUGUUACAACAACUGGGAACAAGCAGUGCGAAGACAACUUGUUGACAGCUUGUGAACAGAUUUGUAACAGCUUGUUUGCAGACUUGUAACAACUUGUGCGUUUUCACUGUGUACUAAAAACGUGUGUUAUCACACGUGAAAUCGCACAAGUUGUAACAAACUUGUAGCAGACUUGUAGCAAUGCUGUUCCAACAACUUGUCAACAGGAUGUGUUUGCACUGAUUGUUCCCGGCUUGUUGACAAGUGUUCAACGGCUUGUUGGCAAUUUGCUACAAGGUUGUUGAGCUCAACAGCCUUGUUACAAGUUGUUCCAACAACUUGUUAUUGUCUUGCAAUUCCACACUUUGUCAGCAAGUUGCAAGUGACAACCUUGUGGCAACUUGAUAAAAUAACAGCAUUGUUACAACUUGUUGACAAGCUUGCUCCAAGCCUGCUGCGAACACAUCUUGUUGACAAGUUGUGAGUGACAACCUUAAGUUGUAGCAACUUGAUAAAAUAACAGCAUUGUUACAACUUGUUGACAAGCUUGCUACAAGCUUGUUGCGAACACACGAGUUGUACAAUGUAUAUAAUUAUACAGUAUAUUAAUACAGUAUAAUCUGUACACAUACAUGUUUCGGCGUCUUACACGCGUAAAAACCUCACAUGUUGUAGCAACAUCACUGUUCAUGACUGUAUCAGACUUAUUGGAACAACCUUGUCACAAGUCUGAUUAUGCCAUCAAGCUUGUUAAUACAAGUAGGUACAAGUUUAUCAGUGCAGUACGACCAAUAUUACACGUAUAUACAAUACGUUUUCCUAUAUUAAUAUUCGCUAACCAGGCUGUCAAAUUAAUAUAUUCCCACCAUAUAUUUUCAGGUUUUACUGGAAAACGUUGCGAAAGCGACAUCGAUGAUUGCGCGCGUGUUGACUGUGGUCAUGGACGAUGCGUUGAUGGAAUUGCGACGCAUGCGUGCAACUGUACUGGCUCUGGUUACACUGGACUUGACUGUAAACAAGGCAUCAAUGAAUGUAUGCACACUGGCACGUGCUUGAACAACGCCAUGUGCUCAAAUUAUGCUGGAGGGUUCUUGUGCACGUGCGUCGGUGAUUACCGAGGCACAAAUUGCGCGGAAAAAAUUGAUGAUUGCGCGUCAAAUCCUUGUAAAAAUGGUAAGAAUUUCGAAUUUGUUCAUUGUCACGUAAAAGUCUCACAACUUGUCAAAAAGUUGUGUUCGCAACAGGCUUGUAGCAAGCUGGUCAAGAAGUUGUAACAAUGCUGUUUUUUAUCAAGUUGCUACAAGGUUGUUGAUUCGCAACAUGUUAACAAAUUGUUGAAUUGCAUGAUGAUAAAGAGUUGUUGAAACAACUUGUAAGAAGUCUGUUGAGCUCAACAACCUUGUAGCAAAUUGUGAACAGGCAGUGUUAACAGUUUGUUGGAACAGCAUUGCUACAAGUCUACUACUGCAUGUUUGUUACAACUUGUGCGUUUUUACGUGUGUAGAUUUCGCGUGCGAUAAUAUAAAGUUACACAUGUACAGUAAGAACGCACAAUUUGUUACAGUUCUGCAAACAAGUUGUUACAAAUCUGUUCACAAGCUGUCGACAAGUUGUGUUCGCGCUGCUUGUUUCUAGUUGUUUCAAGUUUGGAACAAGCUGUUAACAACUUGAUACAAGCUUGAUGGUAUUAUCAGAAUUUUUUCGCGCAAAGCGAAAAACAAAUUUUGACUGUGGUUGGUCAGCGAAAAAAUUCGUCGCGAAAACGUUUGAUCAGUUCCUACUGUUCGCGCAAAUUCGCCUAGUGGAGAACGGGCUUUAACAAGUUUGAUACAGUCAUGAUAUAACAAGAAUGUUACAAGUGUGACGACACAAGGUUGUAACAAUAUUGUUAUAUCAUGACUGUAUCAGACUUGUUGGGGCAACCUUGCUGCAAGUCUGAUAAUAUCAACAAUAGAGCUGUGCAAACUCCGGUUAUUUUAGCUCCGGGUCCGGCAGUCAAAACUCCGGCUCCGGCAAGGAAAUUUCAUCUUUAAAAGUAGAAGCAGGCGAAGUAUUUCAGUGUAAUUUCAGAAUUUAUUUUAUUCCUUUUUGAGCUUUCUCCUCUACUUAUCAAAUAUACAUCCUUUGGUGCUUGUUUAAACAAUGUUUUGUAGAAAGUAAGACCUCGUGGCAGCGUGGUAUUUUCGCCCAAAAUACAUCGGGGUCAGCGGAUUUUUGUAUCAAAAGCGAUAGCAAUGCGCUUGCAGAAUUUGUGAAGCCACGAAUCAGAUUGGAGCAAGUAAUUAAACUUUAUAGCAACUUCAAAUUGUUCAACUUAAUUUUUCCAUUACCAAAAAUUCAUUGAAAUACUGUAUGAAAUAAUUUUUCAUAAUUUUGUCUGCCGGAGUCUUUGCCGGAGUUUUCCAACUCCGGCAAAGUAUGCCGGAGCUCCGGCUCCGGUACUCCGGCUCCAGCGCACAGCUUUAAUCAACAAGGUUGUUAGAACUUGUUACAAGUUGCUAUAAGAUGUGAGAAUUUUUACGCGUGUAUCUGAGCAUUAACUGAUUUGGACAAAUUUUGUUUUUAUAAGGUGGUAACUGCACAGACUUAGCAAAAGACUUCUCCUGUCAUUGUGGCCCGGGGUAUUCUGGAAAGACGUGUGAGACGAAACUGCACGAUUGCAACGUGAUUGGCUGUACGGCUUGUCACGUGGCACCGUGUAACCAUGGCAACUGCUCCUGCAACUGUACGGCAAAGGCGAUGUAUUAUAACUGUAGCUGCAACGAAGGAUAUACUGGCGUGAAUUGUGAUCAAGAUAUAAACGAAUGUAUGAGUGGUUCAAUUCCCUCCAACAUAUGUGGUGAUAAUGGCACGUGUAGGAAUACCAAUGGCAGUUUUAGAUGUGAGGUGAGCAAAUGUUUGAUGCGUAUACAACAAAGAUCGUCUAUGUAAUGCAUUGACUUUUACCCCUUAAUCGAUUUCACGUGAUUCUUCGGUUUGUUUACGUUAUUUCUAUUUUCAAAGCUUGGUUACGUGACUCUCUGCUUUCUUCACGUGAUUAUGUAGUUUGUUCACAUGAUUCUUUGGUUUGUUCACGUCAUUGUCUAAUUUGUUCACAUGAUUAUCUAAUUUAUUCACAUGAUUCUCUAGUUUGUUCACGUGAUUAUCCAGUUUGUUCACGUGAUUAUCUAGUUUGUUCACUGAUUAUCUACUGUAAUUUGUUCACGUGAUUAUUUUGUUUUUUCUACAUAAUUCUCUACUUUGUUCACGUGAUUAUCUAGUUUGUUCACAUGAUUCUCUAAUUUGUUCACGUGAUUAUUUGGUUGUUUUUACAACUUGUAGUGUUCGGAAGGUUUCACUGGCAAACUCUGUAACGAAACCGAAGGUCCUUGCAAUCCAAACCCUUGUGCAAACGGGCUGUGUCACAGAAUUAACAUUACGGUAAACUCAUCGCUGGACAGCGGUAGUUCGAGCAACAUUAGGGAAACCUAUAACUGUUCAUGUUACCCGGGAUGGAGAGGUGUAAAUUGCACCGAAGAUAUUGAUGAGUGUAUGGAAAAUAUUGGUAUGAUUGUUUAUUCUUCUAUAUUAUCACAUUACUACACGCGUAAAAAGCUCACAUAUCAUCUUGCAGCAGGUCUGCCAACAAGCCGUCAAUUAUUGUUACAACCUUGUGUCGUCAACCUUGUAACACUCUUGUUAUAUCAUGACUUUAUCAGACUUGUUAGAAUAACCUUGCAACAAGUCUGAUAAUGCCAUCAAGCUUGUUACAAGUUGUUAACAGCUUGUUACAACAACUGGGAACAAGCAGUGCGAACACAACUUGUCGACAGCUUGUGAACAGAUUUGUAACAACUUGUUUGCAGACUUGUAACAACUUGUGUGUUUUUACGUGUAUAGUUUAAUGUUGGAACUCUAUUUCAGUGACACGUCAGAUGUUGAGGCUUCCGUAGUCAGAGCACACGCCUUUCACCUCUGACAUCGUGGGUUCGAUUCCCGUUGUGGACGUUCAAUGAUGUCCAUGUGAAAAGAGUGAGUGUGAACGUUCUGCCGAAAGUCGUGGGUUCUCUCCGGGUACUCCGGUUCCCUCCCACAGGGAAUGUUGACAGGGUUGGCUGGGAUUAAGCCGCUAAGCUGAGAUUAUCCCUCAAACUGACCCUUCCACCGUACAGUAGCUGUGCUUCGUGAUCAGACAUGAGUCAUAAGGUGGCUGCCAGAGGCGCCCUCAGAAAGCCUUGCACUCGACCACGUUGAGCUGUGCCCUUCGCAAUUCAGCUUAGCUCUCAGCUGCAAGUAAUGAUAAUAAGCACACAUUCCUACUUACACCCACCAGGAUUUUUUUCAGGAUUUUCUCUUGGGUCAGUUUUUGCAGAGAAGAUUGAGUUUAGCUGAGGUGGCUGCACUAACCAGGGGGCUGACACUUGUACUUAAUGUGUUAAAGCAGGGGCACUGAAGGACACUAUAAGACACUAUAAACUGGUUAAAGAUGGCGAAUGCAUAUUAGUUUUUCUUGUGUUGUGAGAUGAAUUCCAGCCAUUUUUUCUUAAUUGUCGGGUUUCCAACUGAAAACUAAUUUCCACACAUCACGAAUUUAACUGAAACAACUUCAUUUUUACUGCACUGAAACUUUGGUGAGAAGAUUGAGUUUCAAAACUCAAUUCAAGAUUGAGUUUUUGGGGCCGUUUAACGGCUCUAAAAAAUCCCUGAAAAAAAUCCUGCCUACUUACAUUUAAAAUGUUCUAUCUCCCCAGAUUCAUGCAACAAGACGAUAAGCACGUGUAUGAACACCAUCGGAAAUUACAAAUGUCAGUGCGAUUUGGGCUACAAAGUCGAAGGGAAGCAGUGUAAAGAUGUUAACGAAUGCGACAGCAACCCAUGUGCCAACAGUGGGAUUUGUAAAAAUACCGAUGGCAAUUAUGUCUGUCUUUGUCACAAUGGUUUUACAGGUAUGUUAUUUAUGAUUUAUGAAUCAUGAUUUAAUAGUUAUUCCGUGAACUCGAGUCGUAUACGAGCUGAUAUUUGCCUAUAUCAGCCAAAUAAUCACCGAGCCUUCUGUGUAAGUCUUUUUUGUUUUUUUGGACUGAAUUUAUUUUAAUUUCGCUUAUUCCCUUAUCAGUAACUUCCACAACACGGCUAGACGCCAUUUUGAAAAUUUCGGAUUUGUUAUAUUCACCUGCAGGUGAAUAAAACAGCUUAAUACGUCAGAUUUGACCUAUUAACUUGUAGGAUUUGUUAUAUUCACUUGAAUGUGCAAAAAUACUAAUGGUUAAAUAUUAUUGUUUAGGUAAAAAUUGCUUGAAAAAUAUUGACGAUUGCCUUGUGAACGACGGACAUCAAGAUUGUCAAAAUGGCCAAUGUGUAGAUGGAAUUGCGACAUUUACAUGCGAAUGCGACGUUGGCUGGAGAGGGGGAUUCUGUGAUGUAGACAUUAACGAGUGUUCACUUGGUUACUGUGAUAAUAAUGCCACGUGCAACAACACGGAUGGCAAUUACACGUGCGCAUGUCAAGCUGGAUACACGGGUCGUAAUUGUUCGACGGAUAUCGAUGAAUGCGCAGACUCACCAUGUAACAAUGGGACGUGUAAGGAUAAGGUAGGUUUAAAACAAUUUUAGAAACUAAUUUGUUUAUUGAGUCGGUGAAAAUGGUUUUUCCAAUCAUUGUGAUAGAUUGAGGCAGAUUGAGCAGCUCAGAGCCAGAAUGAGAAGCUCAAUGGUUAAGAAAUAGCUGAGAGACAAAUCAAUCAGGGGUUGAAAUUUUAAAAAAAAUUUAAGCGCCAAAAAAUAUCUGGUCUUUCCUAGCCUGCGAACAGGCUUUCUUUGAACUCUCUUUCAAAGAGCCUGUUUGCAGGCUAGGUCUCCCCAUAUCAUCAAUUUCUUGUGAAGUAUUCUCUUUCCAUAAGGGUAACAUAAAAAACCCGGUUGUUUAAUCUGUUGGCAAAGCAGAAUGAAAUAUUUGGUCACUGAAAUAUUUUAGGGCCUUAGAAUUACUUAAUUCUUUUAGUUUCUCCCGGUCGCCGCGAGCGUUAUCUUUGGCAAAUAUCUGGUCGCCAGAUGAAAAAUAUGCUCGCAAUUUGCGACUUGAUUUCCCGUCCAUUUCAGCCCCUGGAUCAAAUUGACUCGAUGGGUUGGGGUAUAGGGGUUAGCUGGGAGCUUAAGUAAACUAGCUUUAAUCGCUAAGAGCCAAUUACUGGACAUGCAGAGCUAGUGCAGUGGCUUGAUAGUUUGCCACCAACCAUCAGGGACGCCGGAACGAUAAUAGGGCAAAGGGGGGCGGACGCACACCAAGGGCACCUUUACUGAAAAAUUUUUGUUCACUGCAAAAUUUUUUGGCGACCUCCCUCCCCCCCCCGUCGCCAAAAAAUUUCGGUCAGUGUACCAUUUUAGAAGUCAAAAAUUUUUUCCGGACAUACAAAAAUUUUCCGUGAAGCCAAAAACUUUUUCGGAUAUCUUAAAUUUUCGCCAUUUCUUCAAAAUAUUUUUCUAAAUUCCCAAAAUUUCCCAACAUUUUUAUAAAUAUAAACUAUAAAUUACCUGAAUCUCGUGAUUUUCCUACAAAAAGCAUCGUUGGAAAUGUGAUUUAUCACGUAUUAUUUUACAACUAAAAAGGGCACUUCUGCCCCCCCUAGCAAAAGGCAAGGGGGGCAGCCGCCCCCCCUGCCCCCCCAGUUCCGGCGUCCCUGCCAACCAUAGACUUGUUUCAACCCGGUCUAAGUAAGUAAGUAAGUAAAAACUUUAUUUGACUACGCUGACCCCUACAGCAAAAGCUGAUUUCCAAGAGGGGCGUCGAUUUAAAAAUUUUCAAAUAUUACAAUCAUGCAGUUACAAUACAAAUAUAUAAAUACUAGACGGACAGUUGCAAUUACAAAUUCAAUUACAAUUACAAUCAUUACAUCUACAAUAAUUUACUGAUUAGAGUUCACAAAUUUGUCUGAUGAAUUCAUUGCCUGUUCGCACCCAAUAUUGUUCUGAAUUACUUGUUUUAAAAGUACAAUUUGCAGAGAAACAUGGAAAGUAAAGAACAAGUUAAGCCCGUUUUCCUAAAGGGGAAUUUGUUCGCGCGAAGCGAAAAACAAAUCUUCGCAAAGUGAUUACUCAGCGAAAAAAAUUCGCGGCGAAAAGUUGGAUCAGUUUUUACUUUUUUACUAUUCGUGCGAAAUGGAAAAUGGGCUUUACUUGUUGUUGCACAAGAGGUUAAAUUAGGUGUUUUAUAUUUUAGAUCAACGAUUUUGAUUGUGAUUGUUCUCCGGGCUACGAAGGAAAAUCAUGUGAGAUAGAUAUUGAUUGGUGUAGCCCCGCAAGAAAUGGCGGUUCUGUACCAUGUGACUAUGGAAUAUGUCAAGAUGGUCUACUCAACUACACAUGUCGUUGUUUUGACGGGUUUUCUGGCCGGAACUGCAGCAUAGAUGAAGAUGAAUGUGCCAGUGUGCCUUGCGCAAAUUCUGGUAUCUGUGUUCAAAAGUCGAACGCGACCGGGUUAAAAAUGUAUUUUGGAGCUGAUCGUGUUUAUCCCAAGAACGAAAGGUACAUGUAUGAGUGUUGAUCAUUUGUUACUUGUUGUCUUCAAUGCUCUACCGAAAUUCGUGAACUUUUUAGUGAAAGGUUGGGUAAAUGAAAAACAAAACAACUCAAGGGUUGGUUAAUAAACAUUUAUUGUCAUUUCCAAAGCAUGACUCGCUGAAAUAUAUGAGACUAAAAAGCAAUGUCAACAGUCACAUGUCAGUACAAUAUGUAAAUCAAUCAAUCAGAGUCACUAUCUUGAUCGUUUUCUCAUUUGUCAGGAGGCAAAUGGUGUCUCCAAACAAAGUAUGUACAUGUGCAGACAACACGAAACUUUUACACUGCAGAAAAUUGCACAAGCAGUUAGGGGCCAUUCACAAAGGAUGUCCGGCCAAAUGAUGGAUUUUCAGACCCCCCCCCCUUCCCCCCUUGUCCAGCAUUGUCCGAAUUACUGGACCCCUCCCCCCGGACAUCCGCCAUUCCUCGCAAAAAAACUCACGCAACUUUGUAUAUGUUAGAACUUUUUUAUAACUAUAAAUGUGAAUAUAAAAACUUAUAAAUUAUUAAUUAAAACAAACAACUGUGUUACUGCAAGUCUGCAACAACGGGAUGAACUUAUUGUAUAGAAAAGGACAGUUAUACAUGAAGAAAGCUUUUAUUUGACGCCACUGUUAAAUUCAUCAUUGAAGGAAAGAAUUAGAUAAUAUUAUGAAGUGUUCAAAAUGCCAAUUUCACAAUGGGAAAGAGAGUUCAAAAUAGAGGAAAAAGAAAUUUGGUUUUGAAUUUUUUUAAAUUUCGGACAUCCGGAUUGCUAACCUCCCCCCUAUGUCCGAGUUUGUCCUGAUUUUCCAACCCCCGCCCCCCCUCUGCUCGGACAUCCUUUGUGAAUGGCCCCUUAUCAAACUCAUGUCACAGAAGUGGUAAAGGACGUGUGUGACAACUAAAUGGUAUUCUUUUGUAAAGCUUUUUAGCCAGGGGAGCGUAUUUAUUUUUUAAUCGAUAUUUGAAGUUGGAUAAAAAAAAUUUUGGAUCAGCGAAAUGUUUCACCAAAAAGCAUUUCUCUUUGGUGCCUCUCGCCGCCAUAAAUACAGUAAUGACCUUACUAUCACACCAUGACGCAAUGCUUGCUUAACUCACAGUUUUUGGUCUUUGAAAUCCUUGAAAUUCAGCCUUUGUAAGGUCUUUGAAAAGUCUUUGAACUGUGUGAAAAAGCGAAGAAAGUCUUUAGAAAUCUUUAAAAUCUUUAGUGAUUACUUGAUCAUACGAUUUCUAAGCUGAUAAAACAGAUUGAUUGAAGCAAGAUUUUCGCAAAUAUCGACGAAAAGGUGCAUUUUAGGAUGUGAUUUGACGGGACUAUUUACCGGGUAAAAAGGGUGCUUACAUUCGCAAUUUUUCGACAGCUGAUUGCUCUCAAAUUAAGGUCUUUGAAAAGUCUUCGAAAAUAGGAAGAAAAAAAAUUUUGAAAGUCUUUGAAUAUUUUUGGUCUUGGAGAUUACGAACUCUGUUCUAAAUGGUGUUUUUUCGCCAUAUUCGUUUAGUGGCGGGUACCUAUGCGUGUGUCAGGCAGGCUACAACGGUUCAAACUGUGAGAAUGAUAUCGAUGAAUGUGCUUUGUAUCAACCAUGUAAUAAGACGGGAGAGGAAUCGUGUAAAGAUGGAAUCAAUAAUUACACCUGCAUCUGCAACCCUGGUUUUACAGGUACAGUAAUAAAAUAUAUUAUUUUACAUUACACUAGAAUAUUGAUGGUUGUGUACAUGUACUGUAUAUACUGUAUUGAUAUACUGUAAUUAGUAUGUAAUAUGGCCAGGGGUAUUCAAAAUAAGGCCGCUUUUACACUAUAACGCUACGGCUAGCAUUCCGUUAAAGGGAAAUGACAAUAUACAUUUUUAUUUUCUUACUUGAAAGAACUUUGGAACUAUAUAUUAACUUCUUUCACCGAUUUUUCAUAUCACAGCCGAAUUUCCCGCCAAAUUAAGUGUUUAAAUAAAAAUUCUCCCUAUAUAUCAGUCGCUAAGGUUGGCAGGUCUGCAAAAAUUUCGUAUUUUGACUUCGAUUUUAAGACUAAUAUUAUGAUUUUAUGAACUGAAAACUUGAUUAGCGAUACGGUCCGUUAGAAAACUGGAAUUAGCUGGGGAAUUAAAAAAAUGGGAUAAAAACAAACUGUUUACGUGACCUUCAUAUAGCUAUGGCCGUCAUUGGCGGCCAUCUUGGCUUUGCUUUUAGAUGAAAUUCUCGCUCCAAGUAUAUAUAGAGCUCACUGCUGUAUUUCUAAUUUCACAUUUUUGUGUUUAGGUCGGAACUGUUCGGAAGACAUCGACGAAUGCUCGCCGUCCCCUUGCAAAAACAACGGGACAUGCCAGAACUUGAUUGCGCAAUACAAAUGCAUCUGCGACUCCAACCACACCGGGGUGAAUUGCGAGAAAUUGGUUGACCCAUGCACGGCCUUGUCUCCUUGUCGAAAUGGCGCCACUUGUUACCCGGUCUCCGACUUCAACUACACGUGCGCAUGCGCGGAGGGAUAUGCGGGAAGACUGUGUACAGAUAGGACUACGUUGGGAUUUGAUGGGACAUUUUCAAUGACUGUAUCCGUCCCUCAAAUUUCGAAUAAUAUAUCAUUCAGCUGUCAGACUAAUUCUCGUGAAGGAGUGGUGGUCUCCCAGUCGAGGUUUUGGGUAUUGUCUUUGGUCUCGGAUAAACUUGAACUCGUGUGUGCGGUCGACUCUUCCAAAUGCGAAGUCGGGGGACCUGGAAUGUUUACGGAUUCCAACUGGCAUAAAGUAGAAGUGUUAUUUGACGGCUCCUCUGUUUCCGCCAAUGUUUCAAAGACGAUUUGCAACGUGUCGUGUGGGACAUCGCGCAGGCGGAGGGCGGCUUCCUCAGAGCUGGUCCUGGGCGCGGACGCCGGGGACACGGGCCAACCGAAGUUUGUUGGCAGUAUCCGGGACUUUAGCGUGAAUAAUGCUAAAUAUUAUCCAGGUAUUGUUACAAUAUUUUUAUUGAAAGUCAUGGCAUUUUUUAAUACCAUGGACAGGUGGCGCAUUUACCCCACUGGGCCCCUUCCUCUGCCCCACCACUGAUGGAAAAAAUGGCUUAUUACCCCAAAGCCAGGGCCCUGUAAAGACAUGACCUGUAUUAAGUAAAUGAGUUAAACAUUGAAAAGAAGUUUAAAAAUCAUUUUUUAGUGAGCAUGCUUAUAAACAUGUUGUGUUUGAAUGUUUAACAUGCAAUUUAUUACAAAUUUCACCAUUAAAACUUCUUUUUUAGAAACUGAGUUUUUUUUAAAAGGUGUUCUUAGAAUGCAGGAAAUGCUAUUUCAGACGCCCAAAUUUCAAAAGUUUUCUGGGGCAGCAUGCCCCCAGCCACCCCCCCCCCCGCCCUAGCUAGCUCAUGCCUGCGUUACUUUGCUCACACCUUUGGCAAUCGUACACUAUCUUGGGGGAAGGGCAAGGAAAAUCGGCCCUUUGGCAGUUUUUCCCCACCAGUGAAGAAUCCUUAAAAAAUGCACUGUUGAAAGUGUAUAAGUUGUUUUUGGAUGGAUGAAUGGAUGGAUGGAUCAACUUUACUUAAAAACACACUAAUCUUUUUAACAAUAUUAAUGCUGGUUUCCAAAAGUGUUGUGUACUAUUAUGAUAGAAUAAAUCCCCAUUAAUUACCUAUGAUGUAUAGAUAUGAAUUUGUUUAGUAAUAAGUACUAAAUUAAUAAAGAAAUCUAAGAAAUUUCUACUAUAAUUUAAGCAUGAUUAUUGUUAAAUGAAAAGGUCGAGGAAGAAAGCUUUUCACAAAACGAAAUAUAAGAUGCCGAAGUUCUUAUGUCUUUCGGAAUUUGAUUCCAGACAUGAGCCCCAUUUGGGAUUUGAUUCCAGACAUGAGCCCCAUUGCAUAAUGUUUUCUAGUUAUUCCUAUACGCUAAGCUAGUGAAUUAUUAUUUCUAGGUGUCGCCGGUGUUGCUACGGAAGGGAGUUUCAGUCUAGGAUAUCAACGGCAGAACGUCUGCUCCCCAGACCCCUGUGUGAAUGGCAAGUGUAAGGAUCUCUGGACACGCUACUCUUGUGAAUGUGAUAGGUACUGGGCCUCAAUUAACUGCACAGAAAGUAAGUUUGAUAUAUUUUUUAAACCAUGAGAAGUGAAAACCUCGUCUGACGGCUGACCCAAUGAUUUGCCAAACCCCCGAGAUUUUCUGGGACUUGUUUGUAGCCGUUACGUGGACCUAAAAACGUGAAACUCAAUUAUGUCAUUGAAAAUUUAAGUGCAGUAAAAUUUUAAACACUGUAAUUGCGGGAACCACUCAGUAUUUUAAGAAAAUACAAAAUAAUAUGGCGAUAAAAUACGUGGUGUCUCCACAAACAAAACUAUUAUAUAUUUUAUCGCCAUGCAAACAUACAAAGAACUUAUUACAAAAUAAUAUUUUGAUUUUUCAUUUUUAAAAUUCAAAAUGUUAUUCGGAGUUACUAUUAUUUUGUAUUUUGGUAAAAUUAAAGUUGUUUAUAAGUUAGAUUUGCGACGUGAAAAUCACAGUUUUUUGCUGGGAAACUCGGCAAAGUAAGAAAAAAACAAAAAAACAGACAGCACAGCAUUCGUUUCACAAUAGAAGGAAAACCACGAACAAGAAAGCGAACACACCUGUUAUUUACCAUCUUUAACUCAUUGGCACAUUGCAGUGUGGCCCAUUUAAAGGGGGAGGGGGUAAAAGCCCCCCUCCACAUUCCCUUCUGUGCAAAACUUCUGGAAAAAACCCUGAAAUUCCAUUCCAUGUAACAGUAAAUUUCUUGUGCGAAACUUUUUCCAGUGCUCUAAGCCCCAAUAUUCCACGUGAAAAUAUAGGAAAAUCUCAGGCCUGUUUUAUACAUCGAAUUUUGGUCGUGUCGAAUGCAAUUCAAACAAUAGAUGAUGAGAUGAUAAACCUCAUUAAGCUUCGUUAUCUAUUGUUUGAAUUGCAUUCGACGCGAUGGAAAUUUGACGUAUAAAACAGGCCUUAGUUCCCAGUAAAUCUAAGAUACCAAUUUUUAAGGUUAUCAAAAUUGAUCAAGUAGAACAAAUGUUAUGGCUUCAAAGUUUAAAAUAAAGUUCCGUUUACCUCAUUUAUAUAAGUUGGGGCAUGUGUUUACCUCAUUUAUAUAAGUUGAGGCAAAAAUUUACGUAUUCUGCAGUGAGUUCAACAAAAAUCAUAUGAUGGGAGACUGAUUUAAUUUUGUGUUUUGUUUCUAAGGUGUACUUUGGGGAACGUUUGGUGUGAUUAAUCAGCUAAACAAUGGCUACCGUCCGACCUCGAACAAGAGCUACGUAUCAUAUUCGUUGUCUACUACUUUUCAACAUCUCGCCUUUACUGUGAGAACGAGAUCGGCGUCUAGCUUAAUAAUACAACUCAAAUUCAACAAUUCAAUGUUUGUAUCGGUUGAGACAGAUAAUGGCGUCUUACGAUUACGCGACAAUAAUGGCUAUAUUAACUCGCAACAGAGUGGAGGUUUAAAGAUAAAUAACGCCAUCCCGCAUUAUAUUCAAAUCAACCGCACUAAGAUAACGAUAGAUAAUGCGACCUAUGACGUCAUGUUGACGUCACUUCCGAUCAGAACCGUGUUCGUCGGUGGACUGUCGGCGCCUGGUGACGAGGAGGUCAGUGCGCAAGCGCAGUUCCGUGGAUGUAUCCGUGAUGUGCGUCUCAAUGGUCAGCAGUUGCUGUUUUUUAAUCAAACUGCAGAUGGUUUGAACUCCACUCAAGAGAACAUCGCCGAAAGAUGUUCAGGCGAGGAUGUAUGUGCAAAUACAUCAGGUAUAAGUUAUAUUAUGUUGUAAUUUUGCAAGGGUCAAGCCUGAGAAUAAGCGCCCGGUCACGGACAUUGUACGGUACGAAAAGGUAAUUAAUUGUCCGGCACAACUGGUUUUUGUCCGGCAGCAUAUUAAAUUAUUAAUACAACUAUUGGUGAAACUGUCUACAACUGGCAUUAAAAAUUUCAUUGUAAUACAGUACUUAUCUUUCUUUCAAGAAACCCUGAAAUUCCUUGAAGUAGUAAUAGUAAGUGAAUUCACAAAAAAACACCCCAAUCGACUUGAACGUUUUACUGUGUUGACUGUUGACGUGCUUUCGUUGCCGUUGUAUUUGACAAGCUUUCUAUUAGGGAAACUACAGACUUUCACGUCUUGGAUAAAAACGCCUGCGUUUCAAGACGCUGGAUGUGAUACUCGGCAAAUUAGCACAGUACUACAGUAGAACUUUCUCAACAAUAAAGCCACUAUUUCAAACUUUCUUUACAAUAGUUUAUUUAAAUGAUUUUAUUCUGGCCCUUGUCGUUGUGUUGCCAUUCUACAUUGUGAGGUCUCUAUUAUGUAAACAAUGGUGUCUUCGAAAUGUUCUUUGUUGUAAUCUAGUACUGAAAAGAGCUUUUUUAUCGUAUUGGUUAUUUGAGCUGUCAUACACCCUUUUCAUAAAUGGCUGCCGAUUAAAAAUUAUUUUAUGUGCAUAUAAAGUGGCCCAACUAGCCUCGUACUCCUGUUAAGAUUUCAAAGGAAUUUCUACCCAGAAACGAGGCUAGUUCGGCCAAUUUAUAUGCACAUAAAAGAAUUUUUAAUCGGCAGCCAUUUAUGAAAGGGGUGUAUAUUCCUUACAAACCGAAUCGUUUGGUAUAAAGUGAAAUGAAAUGUUUUCAAUAAUAUUUCCUCCAAAUUAUUUAGGAACGACUGCAUGUUCUGGUCGUGGUAAUUGCACAGAUCUUUGGAACGACUUCCAGUGCGCAUGUCAGUUUCCAUAUGGAGGGGAUACCUGUGAACUUUAUGGAUGCGAGUGGACAAAUCCAUGUCCAGGGAAUGGUACAUGUGUGAACUUGAGGGACACUUCGGAGUAUGAAUGUAAGUUAGUUUAGAGUUUCAUACUUUGUUAUUAAAAUUUUAUUUUGUAGCAAGCAUCACUUCUGGUGAAAUGGCGGACUGUGCACGGUUGGCUGAGAAGCACUUUCAACGGUCCAUUACUUUCCCCGUAAUGAACCGGCAGUCCAUUGCGUAAAAACAAACACAUGCAUUUUAAAACAAAACAACAAAUCUAAUUGAAAAUUUGAAAAUUAUAAUUUAAUUUGUUAUUAUUAAAGGUGGAGUAAUACGAGCAACAAAAUUGCUGCAACAAAAUCUGAUUUCAACGCAUGUUAAGUAGAAAUGUUGACAUGACGUGUUGCCUCGUGAUUUGUAAUUUAUGGUAAACAUUUUCAAUUCACAUGCGUAGAAAUCAGAUUUUGUUGCAAGUUGCAGCAAUUUUGUUGCGCUCGUAUUACUCCAGCUUAACAUAUCUUGUGGAUAUUUAGUGGAAAAGAAGGAAUACAUUGGUAUUUUUUGUUUUCUUCGACCAAAUGUGUACCACGCUAUUAAUAUGCAUUUCAAAUCAUGCAUGCUAUUGUUUCAAGUAUAAAUGCCUAUAAAUGCUAUGUAAUAAACUUUUUAUUAACCUCGCUUGCUCGGUAUUUACAGAUCGGACUUCGGCCUUUUUGUCCUCGCCCAACGGGCUCAGACAAAAAAAAAGACAAAAAGUCCUCGGUCCGAUAUUCUCUGUACGGACCUCGCGUUCGGUUAAUAAGAAGUUAGUAUUUACUCUUAGUAUAGGACUAACAUUUGUCCGAAUCGUGAAUAGUACUAAACUAUCUCAUUAUUGUUUUUGGUUUUUUCCUCAGGUAUAAGCGAAGUUACGUUUAAUGAAUCUCAGUCUUCAGCAUAUUUUAGUAAUUCAACGCCAUUGUCAGAUAUGAACAGCGUGGUAACACAGUUUCGUACACGACAAAACAACACUGUCAUUCUUUCAAGUGUAUACAAUGCUACCACCUACUUUGAGAUAACCGUAAGUGAUGGAUACGCGAAAGUUCGGUACAAUUUGACUGAAAAUGUAACUGGAAUCGUAAGUACAGGUAAUGAAUGUGAACACUGAUUAUAAUUUUAAUACGCAAACUCUUUAGUUUGAACCUGGUUUGAGCUAGUUAAAGGAGAAUAAUGAGAAUUGAUGAGAGUUGAGAAGCGAGAGUUUGCAUUAGAGUUUUCUCAACUCUCAUACCCCGGUCAAAUGAGAACAAGAGUUGAUGACAGUUGACUGGAUAUACCGCGCGCGUAGCAAAACUCUCCGAUCAAGUCGUUGAGAGUUGGCCGGAUUAACGUUUCGCGGGGCCCCUUGGCAUAUUAUAAGAGCGGGGCCCCUUGACCCCCCCCCCCCCCCCCCCCCCCCCCCAACGACAUUUUAAACACUGAAUUCAGUUAAGAUUCAAAAAUCCUUUUGUAUUUCUUGAAUUGAAAAGUUGCCUGGGUAUAGUUUGAAUAUUAUCGGCAUUUAUACCAUUCACCCUGGAUGGUAAGGCCUUUGAAUAUUAUCAGCAUUACCAUUCAACUUGGAUGGUAACGCCGUUGAAUAUUAUCAGCAUAACCAUUCAACUCGGAUGAUUAUCCUGUUGAAUAUUAUCGGCAUUACCAUUCAACUCGGAUGGUUAUGCCGUUGAAUUUCCUAGCUAAUAAAACAGAGAUUGAUUGAAGCAAGAUUUUCGCAACUAUCAACGAAACGGCGCGCUUUAGGACGUGAUUUGACGGGACUAAUUACUGGUUAAAAAUUGUGCUUACACUCGCAAUUUCUCGACAGCUGAUUGUUCUCAAAGGUCUUGAAAAGUCUUUGAAAAUAGGCAGAAAAAAUCUUUGAAUUUUUUGGUCUUAGAGACUACGAACCCUGAUAUGCCACCUCUGCCUUAUGUUUAAUCCCGCACUGGUUUCAACGCGAUCGAGAGUUGCAGCUCUGAUCAACUCACGUUUGACCGGCGCUUAAGUUGAGCGACCAAUCAAAUUGCGCGAAAAGCGCUACCCACCUUCGGAGUAUGUGCUAAAUUGUUCUAUUUGUUGCAGAUACCUUCGUUUCUGACGGCAAAUGGCACGAGCUGAAAAUCGAAUCCACUGCAUCUCAAACUAACUUCGAGAUCUCCACCAUGGAACUUCGGCAGGAUAAGUUCACGUAUUUGAAUAAUCAUUCCGUUUCUAGAAACCUUUCUUUACUAAAUCAAUCCUUUGUCAAUCUUCUAUCGAUGGGAGGUGUACGCAUUGGAUCGUCGCCUAUUAAUAGCACUCGCGGUCAUUUGCUUGGCUGUCUGAGAGAAAUAAGACUUGGCAAACAUUUGUUAACGUUUGCUAUCGAAAAUGCAACUGUGAAUUCCGGUCCAGAGUUCAGUAUUGCUAAGUCCGCGUUUAUGAGUGCUGAUGUUACCAAUGUCCGAAUUGGUUGCCAUAGAAACAAUGUGUGUACGGGUUCCCUGUGCGGAAAUGGCACGUGUGUUGACGUUUGGAAUUAUUUCCAUUGCGCAUGUCCAGACGGUUAUCAUGGCGACCGUUGUGAGUUCAACCCAUGCACAUCUACUCCGUGCAUGGGUGGCACGUGUACGGUGCGUGGUACGAGCUUUGAAUGCGCGUGCGCGAAAGAGUACGCGGGUACUUUCUGUAAUGAAACGUGCAUUCAAGACUUUUGUAAAAAUGGCGGGAAAUGUGCGAUUUCUGGCGGGAAUCGGAUGUGUACAUGUGAAUCUGAUUGGACAGGCCAACUUUGCGAAGCGGCUAUACCACGUGACGAUGACGACGACGAUGAUGAUUUGCCGUUGAUUAUUGGCGUGUCCGUUGCUGGAGGUGUCUUGCUGCUAUUGGUUGUUGCCGUGAUAUUUGUAUGCACACGUCAGACAAGUUCUACGUUCGGGAUUUACAGUCCGAGCGGCGAAGAGAAAGCUGGAGCCCGGGUCGAGAUGAAUCCUGUAUUGAAUGUACCUCCCCCGGAAAAGCUUAUAUAGAAUACUUUUAUCUGCGUGCAAUACUUGGGGGGGGGGGUGUAGGUAGUGCGAAGCUGGGCUUGCUUGUUUGCUUAAGACAAAUAUCAAUAUAAUGAAUCUUUCUCCCAUUUGUAAGAGAAAUUCAUUACAUUUCAAAUUCACAAUCGGUCUGCUUGCUUCGUCGUUUCUGAUUUUAAGCAAGCAGUACUGUCGAUUCGUUGCCAUUAACCUAUUAACGAACUAAUUAUGCAUGUACGCGUGACAUAUAUGUGUCAAAAAUAAAAAUCAGAAACGAUCCUGUGAAUUUUCAUUGAUCCUGUCACGAUGAAACAAUUAUUUUUCCUUCGUAUAUGUAAUCAUAAUUAUAUAAUCAUAGCUAGACAACAGACCAUGAUGUAUAUUUUCAAUUUUUUUAUAACGCAGUGUAGAUAGAUAAGUUAUGUAUAAUAUUAAAUAGACCUUUUCAAGGUUUUUCAACUUCACAGCUGAAAAGAGCAUGCACUUUAUAAUUAGUAAAAUUGCAAAGUUUCGUUGUAUAAUCAUUAAAUUAGGUGGCUCUUGUAGGCUGCAUACCCAUACAGGCCCUGUUACACGGUGCAAUUUUUCAUGCAACUUGUCUCGCAAUGGCGUUGCGAGACAAGUUGCACGAGUUAUUGCACCGUUUAACAUGCCUUGCAAUGCUCAAAAUCUUUGCGAGACAAGUUGCAUGAAGCAUUGCACAGAGUAGAAGUCGGUUCUACUUUUGGCAACGAUUGCACUAAUUAUUUUUAGCAUUGUGUAACAUGGCUUCGUGCAACUUGUCUCGCAAUGUUUAUAGCUUGGAGAGUUCCUAUUGGCUCUCCCCAGUACACGCUAUAUUUUAAUUACAAUUUGGCGCCAAAUAGUGCCUUUCCCUAGUCUUUACGCAUGCCUCUGUUCCCUAUCGUUGCGAGUUGCAUGAAAAUCAUUGCAGCGUGUAACACCUCUUGCAAUGCAUUAUCAAAAUCUUUUUUUUAAACAUUGCGAGACAAGUUGCAUGAAAAAUUGCACCGUGUAACAGGGCCUUACAGUCUGGUUUCGCCUACAACUGUUGCCGACGUGUCGUGAACUGUUUCUCGUGAAUGAUUUUUAUGCUUGUUUCCAUAUGGUUGUAAAGGCCCGUCUACACGAUGCGAUUUUUGCUUACGAUUGCUGUAUGCAACUUGCUGACGCCAUCCCUGCGACUUUGUGCCGUCUAUCUAGAAGGUACGAUUAUUGUAUUUCUACUUUUUUUUUACUUUGUAUUGGUCACACUUCGAACAGGAGGCGUACCAAUUUCGCUUUCUCUCAUCUCAUUGUUGAUGUCCUCAAUUUUGAACUAUUUUCUCAUAAGAAAUGAAUGAAAGUCGCAACCUCGUUGUGAAAGUCGCAGGAUUUUAAAACAAGUUUUAAAAUUUUUACGACUUUUUUUGUGUUUCAUACGACUGCUGUAAGCAAGUUGUAGGGCUAUCUACACGGCACGAUUCGUGUCGCAGGGAAUGGCGUCAGCAAGUUGCAUACAACAAUCGUAAGCAAAAAUCGCAUCAUGUAGAUGGACCUUAACUGUAAGUUAGUUUCGUACCCAGGGAUCGUACAAUCAAAAUGAGAAAAAUCAAAAUGAGAAAAAUAUUAUUGGUAUUCAAUACUUUAAAAACAUCUUGGCCGCCGGAUCUUCGUAAAUUGUUUGUCUUUGUUCGCGACUCUCAUCCAAUUCCAACUAGAUCGUCUAUUACAGACUUAAAAGUUCCAUCAGUUAAGACUACGCAAGCUAAAUCCAAAAUUUCCUUCAGUGGUGCAAGUUUAUUUAAUUCUUUACCUUCCGAAUUAAAAGAUAUUGAAAAUCACUCAAUUUAUUCCUAUAAAAAGAAGCUGAAAACCUACUUUAUUCAAUUGAAUUAUGAAGUAGAUCACGUUAAUAAAUUCCGCUGCAUCGAUUGUAAGCAUAUUACUCAUUGUCAAUGUUACUCUCAUAUAGGAUUUUCUUUUUAUAUAUUACUAUUAGACAUCGAGGGCCAUUGGGAAGAAUACUAUAUUAAGUAAUCAAUGUAAUCCCUCAUUAAAUAAAGUUUUAUUAUUAUUAUUAUUAUUAACCUGCUGUCGGCCUUUGCCCCCCCUCCGAUUGUCGUAAAACUGUUGCCAAGCUGUCGUUUCCAUUAAAACAUAACCGUUUUUAGCCUGUCGCAACUGUCGUUGAGAUAGAACUCGAGCCUAUCACGACGACACUGUCGUAACUGUCGUGAACUGUUGCCAGCGUAUCGCGACAAGACGUUUCUUUAUGUAAUUCCAUUUGGUCGCGAAGACUACUCUGACGGCAGUUCCAACCAAUUCGCGACAGUUACGACCAUAUGGAAACCAAGUAAGUAAUUAUAUAACGGGGUAAUUAGCCAUUUCCCAAUCGAGCAGAGGACUGGGUCUAGUCACUUGUUUGGAGGGACAGAAAUAAACAAUAUGCCGAAUAUGGCAUCUAGGAAAUUUUCCUAUACAUUCCUAAAGUUAUUUCAUGUGCAGCCUGAAACGCAACAAUUAUAAUAAGGCAUCUUUUAAUAUAUAUUUAGCUCGCUCACUAUAAUUUGUUGUCCCUCCAAGCAUCAACUAGACCCAGUCCUCUGCUCGAUUGGGAAAUGGUUAAUUAUGCAUUCAGAUUACUCUGCCUAGCAAAGCAAGACAAACGUACAGUAAAAGCCCGCAUUUAAGAACCUAGAUUUUCCAAGUUAGCCUAAACAGGUUCUUAUGUAAAUGAUCUUACCAGGAUAUAACAGAUUCUUAAACAGGUUCUUAUUUCCUUAAGAGAAAAGCGACUCAUUUUAGGAAGGUAUGGUAUAUGAUCUAUAUAAGUUAUGAUCUUAAAAUGAUCUAAAAAUAUGUAACAUGCAGAAUAUAUACGGUCAGGUAUUCAGCCCUUAAUUUACUUUCAUCAAUACGUUUAAGGCAAUUUUACCACUAAACUUUGUAUGUUUACUAAUUUUGACGUGCUUGUUUCAGCUGCGGUGAUGGAAUUUUCAUAAAUCUUUGUUUGUGGAAAAGCCGUGACUAUCAUGUAAUUCACAAUAAUUGUAAUUUUGUAAUCUAGGAAACCGAAUGAUUUUAAAUUAGCGAA